Molecule: messenger RNA, 5072 nt
Organism: Maniola jurtina (meadow brown)
Lineage: Eukaryota; Metazoa; Arthropoda; Insecta; Lepidoptera; Nymphalidae
Gene: ppk23
Product: sodium channel protein Nach-like
Exons: 11
Coding region: 198-1853 (551 amino acids)
Biological process (GO): sodium ion transmembrane transport
Cellular component (GO): membrane
Molecular function (GO): ligand-gated sodium channel activity
Source: RefSeq, a predicted model, not a curated record
UGACAAUAAAUAAAUAAUUAUUGUUAUUAUACGAUCGAUUGCAAUUAGUAUAGCGAUGUUAUCUACGUUGCGUGAUCCAUGGAUAUCGACCAUAAUAAUUGUUGUAAGGCGUCUUUUCAAUACGGCAGUAGGUGUAUUGUCCGAGCAGCAAUGAUGUAGUCUAUGCUAUACUUUUUCAAUAUAAAUAAAAAUAUAUAAUGAAGGUGCAUCCUCAAGGCACGUCGAAGUAUGGCCCAGGUUUUAGGAGUCGGAAGAGUUGGAUUGCAGAAAAAUCGAGUCCAAAAGUUGAAGCAAUCGAGGAUGGACCGAUAUCACUUUUUGCGACUAGUUUGCGCCAUCAAACAACUGAGUUUUUUAAUAACUCUACUUUGCAUGGUGUUCGAUAUAUUGCAGAGAAAGAACGGCCGUUCUGUGAGAAGUUUAUGUGGUUCAGUUUUGUUGCCAUAGGUGCCGUGGCUACUUGUAUCAUUAUUGUUAGUUUAUGGGAGAAAUUUCAGACCAACCCAACAAUUACGGGCUUAGAUACAGACUUUCACAAUUGGGACGUCCCUUUUCCUGCGGUCACAUUGUGCGAUCAAAAUCCAGUGGACGAAGAGUUGCUGCAAGAAUACAUUGCCAAGAUAUGGGAAUCAGACCCGCCGUCGAAAGCUCCAGAUAUGCUGCGGUGGCUAGCGACACUCAGCUAUGAAUCAAUUGCUAGUCGAACUUCGGAAUUUGUAAGUGAUCACGAUUUAAUAGAAAACGAUCUGACUGAGCCUUUUCUACAGCCCAAGGAUGCCGUCUUCAGCAUUGUAAGGCAUUGCGAAACAUUAUUCUACGAUUGCGAAUGGAAAGGAGAUCCCGAGGAAUGCUGCGCCUUACUUGUGCCGGUUUUUACGGAGAUGGGAUUUUGUUAUGCUUUCAACUCGCGACACGCCGAACGGUCAUGGCCUUGGCAAGCACAAACGGACCUCUUUACAGAAGCAUUUAUACACGAAACCGAUGCUAAGUGGUCCUUCAUGUUCAAUUCGUUUCGUAACGACACCACUAUCGAUGUAUACAUACAUUCUACAGAAGAAAUGGCUGGUUUGGAACAGAAUUCUCAGCACUCGUGGGACAGCCGCGUGGAGAAGGUGUCCUUCUCUGUCAAACACACAUACACCACAGAGGACGCUCGCCAGCUCUCAAUCCGUCAACGUCGUUGCAUAUUCGCCGAUGAAAAGUCUUUGGAAACGUCUAACAUUUACACGUACACGGCGUGCAUGCGGCAGUGUCGAAUGCAGCGGUGUCGUUCUUUAUGCAAAUGCGUUCCACAUUUUUAUCCUCUCAUAAAAGGCUAUAAACAUUGUACAGUAAAGGAACUUGAGUGUAUAGCUAAACACGUUGCGGCCAUAACUGAUGUCACUCGAUGUGCUUGUGAGCUAGGAUGUUCCCAUACAGUUCAUGAGGUUGAAAAAUUAACAGACAUAGACACAAACAAGGGUCCAUCACAAACUAAUUCUCUGGAAACUGAAUUCGUUUCUUGGCCUAUGGUGAGGUACAAACGUGAAGUGCUAUUUGGUUGGGUUGACCUUUUAGUAUCCUUCGGCGGCAUAGCAGGACUUUUCCUGGGUUUCUCGCUUCUCUCGGGCGUGGAACUGAUCUACUACUUCACUCUGCGUGCGUGUUGCGCGGUCGUGCGCGACACGGACACGCUGCGCCGAGAACGCGCUGAGCGGCUCGCCCGCCCCAAACCGCCGCACGACUUGAGCCUUGUGCCUUGGUGGAAGCAGCCUCCGGUUCCAAUCGACAAGCGUCCUUUGAAGGUACGGGCCAAAGAUGUCCAGCCACCACAAUAUUCGCCGCCUCCAGGAUACACUACAUAUUUGCCUUGAUAUAAACGUUUUAUUUCAAAAAUUACUUCAGAGGCUGUAUUAUAGUGAUUAUAGCUUUGUGUUGAAUUAAUUAAUAAUGAUUAAUCAAAUAAAAUACAAAAGAAAUCUUAAUUAACUUUUAUUUCAUAUUUUUGGUCACAUCCAUCUAAAAAUGUCGCAAUAUUUUAAGUAAUUUCAAAUCGAACUACAUUAUCAUGACAAAACAGUCAACAAGUUCAAAAUAUUCGAGAAAUACAUCUAAACAUACACAAUAACAAGAGUCCAAAACGAUCACAAUAAUGCAGUUCAAUAAAUAACAAGUUUUUAAAGAGAUAUAUUUCGUCUUAGAUAUUCUUACACUGGUAUUGCAUUUCGGUACCUGGUUCUAUAUUAUGAACCACAUAUGGUACAGGUGACGCCAAACUUUUUGAAUAAUCUGGUAGUGGUAAAAAGCGUUGCAUUAGACACUGUAUAGUGCUCGGCAAAAACUUGAACAUUGACGUGUAGGCCAGACCGAUUGGUUGAUCAGUCGGCGCGGGUGCACGCCAUAGGUUGAUAAGCUGAUCCUUUCUUCUUGGGUUCGCCAACUUUCUCCCAAGUCCCAUUACACUGCUUCAGAUUCAAGUUGUUUGUGGGACACUAUUUCCGCCGAAAGACGGUAGGGAGUGGCAGCAUACACCGCGUAUUCGGUGCAGGGCGGGGUAGGGUUUGGUGUUUAUUUUACCAGCACAAACAAGAACUUCAAAGCACUCAAGAAGUUUGACGUCACCUAUUUACAACGUGGUCGACGCAAUCAUUAUUUGGUAGUAAUUUUUGCUACUUUUAAAGGCCGAAACAAACAAGACGCGCGACGAAACCACGGCUCAGUUGCAAUUAGGCUAAUUUUGUUGUACGCAAUCUCUAAACUAAAAUGACAGGUUUAAAUUUAUUGCUAUCGCUUUCAUAAUGCUAUCUACGGAAAGGGAUAGCACUUGAUAGACCCGGCAAUUUAGUUUUAAUGUGCGUACAACAGAAUAUACAUGAAAAUUUUCACAAUACAAAACGCGCGUUGGAGCUCCUUUAAUCCAGUCACUUGUUGCAAUAAAUACAACGUCCCUUAUACGCUUUCAAUUUGUAUAAGCGCGCUGUGUGUGACGUCACAAGUCUUUAGGUUCCGUCAUACGUCGUGUGUUUCAAGACUUAAGUUAGUCUUUAAUGCCAAAGCCAACAGGCAGAUUAUCGCAUUGAUUUCAAGUUUCAUGUUUCAUUAUUUCAUAUCGAGCAACUGUAAAAUUUGACUAUUAUUAUAUUAUGACAAAAUGUAAAUUAUUAUACUUACUUAACAAUUAGGAAUGAAACCAUAGCCUUUAAGAUACUAAUUAAACUAAGUAAUUGCCACUUUAAAUAUUGCUGAUUUGGUGAUAACAGCAUGUUAGUAUAAAAUCAUAUCAAUCUACUUAAAAUAACAAAAUUAAGGCAGUAUACAUACAGCAUAAAAAAGUAAAUGUUGCCUUUUUAAAAAUAUUACGCUGUAUUAAAAUUUAUAAUACGUUAUGUAUUAUUUUGUUGGUUCAAAGUUUCAUUUAAGUACCUGUUCUUAAUAAGUAGGUAAUUACUAAGCUUUCUAAGUACGUGACUAUAAGUAGUGAAUUUUAUGUAUCGUAUUCACGAGGUUGAGCUAAAAAGAGAUAAAAGCAUAUUUAAUUGGAAAUUACAUUAUAUAGUACGGUCUAAAUGUAUAAAAAAAAAGUAAUGCGCGACAAAUUUUGUUAGCCUCUAUAAUAUCUGGACAUUUUUGGGCAUUUUGUUGUUAAAAUGUUAGACCAAAAAAAAAAAUUUGAUUUCAAAAAUACUGGAAAUUCAGUGCCUACUUCCUACAAUGUACGUCCGAACGUCGAUCACUCAACUAAUUUUACCCACACUUUGCUAUCUCUAUUCUCUAACUAAAAACUGAACACUAAUUUAAAAUAAAUUCAUUGUAAAUCUUAUUGGUUACCAAUUUCAAUGCAAAUUUUAAUGGUAACUCAGUAUACGAAAUACUCGUGCCAUACAAGAAUAUUUUUGUCCCGGUAUCACUUGUGAAAAAUUCAAAACAAAUAAUAUAAUAUAGUUUUUUUUGAAUCUAAGAACGUAAGUUAUUUAUCACAGAACAGAUAACGCUUAGUUAGGGCGAGUAAAACAGUUGAUUGACCCACGUACGUGUUAAGGCCUAUGCAUACACAAAAGUGAAUUUACAGUUCUUUCACUGAUAUGUGUGAAUGGGCCUUCAUUAAGACUGAAACAAACACGAAUUGUUUGUAAAACAAGUGUGAAUGCUUUCAUAAAGAAUCCUUCCUUCCUUCCUCUUUUUUUGCAAAUUUUAUUAGUUCCGUCACCGUCGUGUGUAUUUCAGGCUUAUUUGAAUUUUUUACUAACUUUUAAAUUAAAAUAAAUACGAUGGGCGUAGGUAAUUUAAUAUGAUUUAAAAAGCAAAAUAGUACCAAAUAUUUUGCGUUGUGUUUAGGAAAAUUGGCGCUAAUACUUUUUAAAAUAUAUUAUUAUAUAUUAUUUAAUAUAAAUCUCUAAACUCUCUUUGCUAUAUCCAUCAACGCAUAUUUAUAUUAUAAAGUGUGAAAGUGUGUCUGUCUGUUACCUUUUUUACGGCCCAUCUGUUUCACCGAUUUUGGAGAAAUUUGGCACAGAGAUAGCUUGCAUGCCAAAGACGGACAUAUAAAAUAAUAUUAUAUUAAGUAUACUUUUUAUCCCAGAAAAUCAGGGUUCCCAGGGGAUUUUAAAAUAAAAUUUAAACCCACGUGGUCGAAGCCGCGUGCAUCAUCUAAUAAUAAAUAAAUAUGUAUAUAAUAUAUUAUCUGUUCAAAUAUAAAUAAGUACAACUUAAGUACCAACAGAUGUGUUACAAUCGUAAGUAAUAAGUAUUAAAAGCAAAGUAUCCGUAAAAUGUUAGCAACUAAGUAAAAAAUUAACAAAUUCCUGAAGUGAAGGUAUUAGGUCAAGUGUCCAUUAGGUCGCAAAAUUGAAUCGCAAGUAAAUCACCUCCUUACUAUCAAACUGCACCCAUUAGCUAAAAAACGUAUGAAAAAUAUUAUGGCAGGAAAUAGUACGAUUUGAGUCGGCGACCUAAUCGACCUUAUAUAAAUAAACUAUAAUAUAUUUUUCUAACAAAAACAAUACAUGUAAAUUAUAAGUAUCUUUAAAUUAAAAUUCACAAAUACUUUUAAGGGUAACUGAAUUGUUUUCAUUUCUGAUAGAUUGAACUAAACU